AUGCCGACGUCCUCGACGCAGGUCCUGCUGGAGAGGCCCAGGAUGGCUAGCAGGUCAGCCUCUCUGGCGAUUGCCGAGUAUGACAAGGCCGGGAAUCUCAAGGCCAAAUACGUCGAGUCGGCGUCGAGGAUCGGGCCCUCGAGGGUCGACGUCCUGCUUCCUUUCAAGAGGAAGAAGCCCUGGCUACGGCUUCUAGAAAUCUUCUUGCCGGACGGCUACCCCCAUAGCGUUACUGAGGACUACGCCGCCUAUCAGAUCUAUGACUCCGUCCAGGCGUUUGCCGGAUCCAUCGCCGGCAUGAUCUCGUCUCGUGCUGUCUGGGAAGGUAAGUCCAUCGGACAUGAUCCCGGCUAA
Colletotrichum higginsianum IMI 349063 is the source of this 354-nucleotide messenger RNA. Its product is annotated as Duf647 domain-containing protein. NCBI's taxonomy places the organism in Eukaryota, Fungi, Ascomycota, Sordariomycetes, Glomerellales, Glomerellaceae. The transcript is spliced from 3 exons. The coding region runs from base 1 to 354 and encodes 117 amino acids. The record is from RefSeq and is a predicted model, not a curated record.